AUGGCCAAGAGACAAAGAGCAGGCUCCCACUCUAGUGGUGACGUGGAAAAAGUGUCUGUUUCGGCUGCAACUUCAGUGAGAGAGGAAAAUCCGUCAUCUACUGACGCCAAUUCUUCUAUUGAUGCUAAGGCGGAGAAGCAAUCGCUGCAUUCUCCUCAUGAUGAUGUCUAUAGCAAGGGUGUCGAAAAUGGUGAUGAUGGUGAUGAUGGCAGUGAUUUGGAGAAAUCUAAUGAUAGGAAAGUUGAGUCAAGUCAGUCUAAAGAUAGGAAAAAUAUAAAAAGGCAAAAAAUUUCUUCUCAUGAUAUUCAGGUUGCAAGGGAAACAGCUGAACUAUUCAAGUCAAACAUUUUUAAGCUCCAAAUUGACGAGUUGGUCAGAGAGCUGAGAUUGAAGGACUCGCAUUGUAUUUUAAUAGAAAAAGUCCUCCAUAAGUUGAAUAAUAUUAUCCAAGAGGUCCCAAAUUCAGAUCGCUUCUCAUUGGAAGAAGCUUAUGCGUAUUUUGAAGACACCAAUGUAAAGAUCCCCUUCCCCGACCCAAAACCCUCAUCUUUAAACUAUAAACUGCAGUAUACCGCUCCAGAUGACGUAUCUUUAAUUGGUUCAUUUGGCUUGAAAACUGCAACAAAACAGAAAUCGGGCAUGUCGAUUGAUGUUUGUCUAACAAUGGGGAAAUCUUUGAUCCAACCAAAAGACUAUUUGAACUACAGAAUACUAUACAAGCAAGCGUUUUAUUUAGCUUAUUUGGCACAUCAUUUGUCCAUCAAGGCACCUGAAAAUAAUUUGCCCAUAAUUGUCAAAUUCGAUUAUCAUAAUGGUAACACUUUAAUUCCUUCCUUAAUCAUUAAGAGUGAUCCAACUUCGGAUAUUUCCAAGCCUCUACUAUUCAAUAAAACCAAAUUUGAAAUUAGAAUAUUGAUUGGGUUGCCAUUUGGGAUUUUUGAAAGCAGAAAGUUAUUACCGGAUAGAAAUUGUAUCAGAAUCCAAAACUCUAAUGUGACAUCAAAUAACGAUUUGCCUCCAACACCACUAUACAAUGCCUCGAUUUUAUCGACUUCAACUUAUAACUAUUAUCUCAAAUACUUAUAUACUACAAGAAAGUCAACCGAAGCUUUUAAGGAUGCUGCUGCUUUAGGUCGGUUAUGGUUGUCUCAACAUGGAUUCUCCUCCAAUAUCAACCAAGGUGGCUUUGGUCAUUUUGAAUUUAAUAUUUUAAUGGCCGCUCUUUUGCAAGGUGGUGGUAUCUCUGGUAACAAGAUCUUGCUCCAUGGUUAUUCAUCAUAUCAGUUAUUCAAAGGUACCAUCAGAUAUUUGGCAACUCAAGAUCUUUGUGAUGAUGGUUACCUUUCAUUUACAUCUCUCAUCGAUGAAAACAAGUCGGUAUAUAAGAAAGCAGGUUUCAAUGUUCCAACAAUUUUUGAUAAAAAUACUAAGAUCAAUUUACUGUGGAAAAUGAACAAAUCUUCUUACUCAAUACUGAGGAAAUAUGCAAUCGAAACUUUGGACCUAUUAAAUGAUUUGGUAAUUGAUAGGUUCCAUCAAGUUUUCCUCAUCAACAAUUCAAAUCUAAAUUUGAAGUACGAUUCCAGUGUUAUGAUCCCAUAUUCUAAAUUGAUCGAAUUGAAUGAGGACAAAUUUGGCUCCCUGGAGAAAAUUGCCUAUGUAACAUUAGAAAAUUAUUUGGCACAUAAAAUCUACAAAAUCCUGAUCGAAGCUUUAGAUAAUAGGAUCUACCAAAUUGAUAUUAGGUGGAGUGAGAACUCUAAGCCUUGGUCUCUAAACAAACGAAAACCAAACAAUAAUGCUGAUGAUCUGUAUCUAGUUGUUGGUUUAUUUUUGAACCCAAGUGAAUCUGAUAAAAGGGUCACGAAAGGUCCAUUACAUACGGAGAAAGAGUUGGGUGAAAAAUUCGUUUCUUUUUGGGGCUCUGAAAAGGCACAAGUGAGAAGGUAUCUGGACAACACAGUCCAGUGGAGUUGCCUAUGGGAGGUAUCUCCCACUGAUUCAGUUGUCUUGACAAUUGUCAAAUAUAUCUUGGAUAGACAUCUCUCAACCUCAACCAAUGAAUCACAUAUGCUAUCAAAGCAUCUGGUUGUGAAUUCCUCCAAAUUCACCUCAUUACUUCCACCUCCUUUAAUUCCUCAUAAUUUACAAUCUCAGCCUUUGAUUCUGCCAGAACAUUUUAUUAAACUCAAAGCUGCUUUUGAAAACACUUCCAAGGAUUUGACUGAUUUAAAUUUACCUUUACAAAUCAGAAAUGUUCUUCCGAUUUCCCCAUCUCUAAGAAAUACUUCAAUUGUAUUACCCGUUCCAUUUGCCACAGGUAAUCCGAAUUUUUUCAACGAAUGUAUCAUCCAAUUUGAGACUACACAUCGUUGGCCUGAGGAAAUCAAAUCCUUAGAAGAUACGAAAACUGCUUUCUUAUUAAAAAUUUGCAAUGAAUUAUUGCAAACUAAAAGUAAUUAUUACAAUGCAUACAUCGUGAAGGACGAAUCAUCCGUACCUUAUAACGAUUCGAUCAAGGUUUUGAGAGUUUUAACUAAUGAUGGUUAUGGAUUUCAGUUCAGAAUAGUCACAAAUAAUGAUGAGUUUUUAUAUCUAAAGGCAAUUGAACAGGCAUCCAAAUUAACUAGCGGUCCUUCCCAAGUUUUCACAAUUGAAAAUUCAUACAUUAGGUUUAUGCAAAAGUAUAUAUCAUCUGUUAAGCACCAUCGUAGUAUUGCUACGUUGGUCACUCACUUCCCUUACUAUUCGGCUACUGUCAGGUUGUUUAAAUUGUGGUUAGAUUCUCAAAUGAUAUUGAGUCAUAUCCCGGAGGAGGCUAUCGAGCUGAUUGUUUUACAACCUUUUAUUGAUCCAGCUCCUUAUGGUGUGCCAGGCAGUGUGAUGGCUGGUUUUUUGAGGGUGCUAAGGUUCCUAGCUAACUGGAAUUGGAAGGAGGAUCCUUUAAUUCUUGAUUUAUCCCGAGAAUUCAACUCAAAAUAUAGGGAAGAAAAAGAUUCUUAUGUUGAUAAAAUAAGUGAUAAAAUAGAUUUGCAUACCUACCAGAGUAUGAAUAAAUCCUUUGCCAAACUUAGAGAGCACGAUCCUCAAGGUGUGAAGGUACCAUAUUUCAUCGGUACUAAAGAAGAUAUAUCCGGUAAAACAUGGACUCAAGGAAUAUCUUUGGUAAUUGCCUCUAGAUUGACAUCGCUAUCAAGGGUUGCGCUUGAUGUUUUAACCCGGGAUGACAAAAAUUAUGAAAUCAAGGAUAGUUUACUAAAAUUGAUCUUUACCCCUGCUUUAAAGGAUUACGACAUAGUAAUUAAACUAUCUUCAACUACCUUAAAUCAUAAAAAAUUACGUCGGUUAACCGGUAUCAUGCCAACGAACGUUAAAUUUAAAAAUCUUGUUGAUUCAAUCACGGAGUUCGAGGAUACAAACCAAGUAACAGAUCCUGUCUUAGCGUUCUAUAAUGAUCUGGUUUCAAGAUUUGGUGAAGUUAUAGUUUGGAGUAUUUCCAAAUUUGAUGGUGUCUCUGAUGCCAGUGAGAGGGUAAUUACAGGAUUAAUCGUUCCAGGCAAUACUUGUAGGAAGUUUAGGGUUGGUAUUGGUUAUCCUAUGAAGCCGACCAAGGAAGAUGGUAAAAAAGAGGUAGUGGCUCUUGACAUUGAUGAUGUAUUAAAAAUAUGUGCUACCUUAGGUGGCGAUAUGAUCAAGUCGAUUGAUGUCAAGAAAUAG
Molecule: messenger RNA, 3717 nt
Organism: Pichia kudriavzevii
Lineage: Eukaryota; Fungi; Ascomycota; Pichiomycetes; Pichiales; Pichiaceae
Exons: 1
Coding region: 1-3717 (1238 amino acids)
Biological process (GO): tRNA export from nucleus; rRNA processing
Cellular component (GO): CURI complex; UTP-C complex; small-subunit processome
Source: RefSeq, a predicted model, not a curated record